Molecule: messenger RNA, 3156 nt
Organism: Malaya genurostris
Lineage: Eukaryota; Metazoa; Arthropoda; Insecta; Diptera; Culicidae
Product: adult-specific cuticular protein ACP-20-like
Exons: 2
Coding region: 842-1366 (174 amino acids)
Cellular component (GO): extracellular matrix
Source: RefSeq, a predicted model, not a curated record
UCGGUCGUUCCGUGUACCAAUACAAUUUUGCUCUGGCAGACGAACGUGUGUGAAACUUAGUUCUUUCAACAGAAAAAGUAAAUACUCUACCAACAGAAGUGAAAUGUGUUUGCCAAAUCGAGUUAGAACAAAUAUUACAUUUUUUCUUCUGCAGAAAUCAACUACUGAAUAUUCUCUGGGAAUAAUUAUGGCAAAAAAACUGAAAGCAAUAAUCAAUCAUACAUGCGGAAUAAACUUUUCUAUUCAUGGUGAAAUGCAACAACACCAAUCGAAACCGAUCAUUUGAUUGACAAAAAACCCCUGAUGCCCUUGAGUAAGCUAGCGCUCACUGUGGAAUCGAACGUGGUGGUGCGUUGGAUCGAAGCCAAGUUGGUAGCAAAAACUGCACCAGAAUUUCUGUUAGCUACACGCCAAAAAAAAAACGCAAUCAGUCAGUCGUUCGACCAGCAAAGAAAAAACAAAAUCACCGAGAACUUUUUCGAUAGAGAGAGAGAGAACUUAUGAAUCUAUAAUGAGCCCUAGCGAAACCGAUCGAUGGCUCAUCCUCAAUCGGUCAUGGUCCGUACAGUGCAUGCAUAGCUAGACUGAUCCUGCUAUGCUCUGUGAAAAUGCUUGAACCCUCAAAACUUCCGGCUGCAUGCAUAUGCAAACAAAAAACAAAAUUGAGGGGUGGAUUUACCUUCGAAAGAAUGCACCCAGCACAAUAGCCGAACGUUCGCUGCCAACCUUUGGACAACCGCAUUCAUUAGUAUAAAUAGUGCAGUCUAGUGAAUGAAGGGACAUCAGUAGCGUUUGAAAAUUCUAACCGCAACCAUUCAAGGUGGAUAACCGUCGUCAGACAAUGUUUCGCUUAACUAUCGCUGUUGUGGCCCUUGUGGGUGCUGCCCUGGCAUACGAGCAUCAUGGUUUUAUCAGUGAGGUCAAACAUAUUCCAUACAAGUAUAUCGGAGGAGGAGGUAGCGGUGGCGGCGAUAUCGGUGGAGGAUUUGGCGGUUCGCAGGGCGGAUUUGAAGAGGGCAUCGGUUUGGGCGGAGGAUUGCAGGGUGGCUCCUCCGGAGGGGGCGGUGAGGAUUACUAUUCCUAUCCAAAGUACAAAUACGAGUACGGAGUGAAGGAUUACAAAACCGGAGACCACAAGAGCCAAUGGGAAAUGCGCGACGGUGACGUCGUCAAGGGGGAGUACACCCUGGAUGAAGCCGACGGAACGAAGCGCAUUGUCGAGUACUACGCCGACGGUAAGAACGGAUUCGAAGCCAAGGUGAAGAACAUCGGUCAUGCCAGCGGCGGUGGACAGGAAGAGGGCGGACUGGGAGGCGGUUAUCAUGGCUAUGGCUACAGUUACAGCAAACUGAAGAAAUUCAAUUAAACCGUAUCCGCAACGAUUUGACCAACCAUGCGAAAGACUGAACCCGAUUUCCAUUUUCGACUUUGCUAGCGGGUCCCUGCUGGAUUUAGACUUCUUUUUUUGUCGAUUGCUAUGUGUAACCAACUUUCGAAUCAGCUGUGAUCUGUACUUCCCCAUGUGUACUAUUUCUCAAUAAAAGAUGAUACUUGAAUACGGGGGUUUGGCAAUAUUUUCGUUUGGUUCGUUCCUGAUGAGACUGUUUACAAUUAUAACAAUUUGUACUGAAUAAGUAGAAAUAUGAUUCUAGUAUUGAUUCUAGAUUACUGUACUCGGGUGGCAUUUGGAACGGUUCUUGGCCUUCAUGAUGCACCAUACUGUAUCAUCCAGCGGAUUAAGAUCGGGGCUGGAUGGCGGCCAUAAAUCCUUCACCCCAAUCAGAAGAUGUUCCAACAAUUAUUUCUGAGUGCGGUUCGAGGUGUACUUAAGGGAGGCCGGGGUUAAGCCGGCCAUUUUUUGGAAAUUGUAUAAAGCAUUCGUUUCAACUAGGUUUUUACCUAAAUGAUCUAUACUGUUGUGUAGCUUCUGCUACUUGCGGUUUAAAAAAAUAUGCAUUAGUUUCCGCAAAAAGUCGCGAUGAAGUGACCGUCCCUAAGUCUAAAAUUUCAGAAAUUGCAAGGCUAAACCGGACACUCUAAAGGCUGUGCCAGAAAGUAUGGACGCACUUUGAUUUCGCUGUAAAUAAUUCACAAGUGUUAGAUAUUCAAAUUUUAUUCGAUAUUUUUCUCAACAUUUGCUACUUAGCCAUUGUAGACUAGCUAGCGCACCUUCUUGCGAACGUUCCUCAUUAAAUUCCGUACAGACUUCUUGGCGACAAGUUUUGACACUUUUUUCCAAUCUUUUUCGAACUAUUGAAUGGUUUCGGCUUCCGAGACAUGUUUCCUAAGAUGUGCCUUCGUUAAUUCCCAAAAUUCUUCAAUUGGUCGAAGUUGUGGGCAAUUUGGUGGAUUCAUGUCUUUUGGGACGAAAGUGACAUUUUUGGUAGUAUACCAACCUAUCGUUGAUUUCGAGUAGUGGCAAGAAGCAAGAUCUGGCCAGAAGACAACAGGAUCCUUUUUGCUUCGAAUCAUGGAUAGAAGUCGUUUUUGUAAACAUUCCGUGAUGUAUAUUUCGCUGUUCAUUGAAGCAGUGGUGAUGAAGGGAUUCGAAAUCUUACCGCAGCUACAAAUUGCUUGCAAGACCAUAGCUUUCUUAUCAAAUUUUUCGACUUCAAUCGAUGUCUCGGACUGGUAUAACACUUGCCCUUCUCGCACCGUAAAAUAUUGUGGUCCCGGCAAGGAUUUGUAAUCGAGUUUCACGUAGGUUUCGUCGUCCAUGAUUAUGCAGUUCAAAUUUCCAGCAAGAAUCGUAUUGUACAGCUUUCGAACCCUCGACCUGAUCGAUGCUUCUUGUUUCGGACUACGUUUUGGUUGUUUCUGCUUCUUCUAUUCUUCCUACCAUUUUUGCUAUCUUUCUCAGUGACAGUCCGCAAACAAACUAAUGAGAACGAAUAAACAACUGCACAAGUGGUUAGAGAAGAGUGUAAACAAUAGGACGCAGUCAUUAAAGUUGACAGAUUCUGAAUCAUUGCGAAAUGGCAACGAUUUUUGGUUGCGUCCAUACUUUAUGGGACAGUCUUUAUGGGCCGAAAUCGGACAGAAAUUAAAAAACACUCAUUACACCUAGGGUUUUAUCCAAUUAUUUUAUACAGUUGUGUAGCUUCAACUUUCAGCUACAAUUCCCAAUUUAUAUCUUGAAAACAAACAUACAUAAUU